CUUGUUCCGUCGCCAAUAAGAUAAACCCCAAUGUUGGUUGGGAGAAAACGGGAAGCGGUUUCCUUAGCACCUUGUUGUACUGUAGGUGUAGCUAAGCUUGGAAGAAUCCGAUCUCUGCCCGUGGUCUGCGUGCUUCUCUGGUGGUUCGUGUCCUGAAAAAUGGUAAUGUUUAGUCACAAGUCUGAGAAAUCAUGAAAUCGGUGUCACUUGCAGCCAUUUUCUGGUGUAUCCUAAUACCAUCAUCUGAGGCCAACAAGACAUUUGAGGACAUCCGCUGCAAGUGUGUCUGUCCACCAUAUCGGAAUAUAAAAGGACACAUUUACAAGAACAAUGUAUCACAGAAAGAUUGUAAUUGCCUGCAUUUGGUGGACACUAUGCCAGUGCUAGGACAUGAUGUUGAGGCAUAUUGCCUGUUGUGUGAGUGCAAGUAUGAAGAACGAAGCAGCACGACCAUCAAGAUCAUCAUCAUCAUUUACCUCUCAGUGAUUGGAGCUCUUCUUCUCUACAUGGUCUUUUUAAUGGUAGUUGACCCUUUCAUCCGCAAACCUGAUGCCUAUGCCCAGCCCCUGCACAAUGAAGAAGAGUCAGAGGAUCCCUGCUCCUUGACAACUGUACAUCCUUCAGCCAGUGCCAGAGCGAAUACUGUGCUGGAGAGAGUGGAAGGAGCCCAGGAAAGGUGGAAGUGUCAGGUGCAGGAGCAGCGGAAGACUGUGUUUGAUCGGCACAAGAUGCUAAGCUAGACCUUUUAUUUUAGGUGUGAGCUGCAGCUGCUGGUUAGCUAGGCAAAAUUUUGUUGGCUAAUACAGAUCCCAUAUCUGUAGUUUAAAUAUCUUGCACCUGCAAUUUCUGAUUGGAUUUGCUUGUUGUCUUCCUCCUCAAUCCAUCCAAGAGAAUAUGCUGCAUUUGAAGCAAGCUGCUGGCUGCACAUUCCAUCUAUGAGAACUGCCAUUUGCUUUAUUUGUUGCUGUCAGAAAAAAAAAAUAAGUCUUGGAUAAUUAUUUGACUUCAAAAAUGAGAAACAAUCACACCUUACUUUGGAUUCUUUAAUCUGCCAAGCAUUGGUCUGGUUUGGUGAUACAAAUGUGGCAUGCAUUUAUUCAUUAUUGCUUACAAACCUGUGGCUUGGCUUUUAGGUCGAACUGGAUGUAUUAUUAAUGGAAUGAGAAUAGCAAUAUCCUUUUCAUCUCAUUGACUGUAUGCCAAUAUAUGAUCUUUCACUGUUGCAAAAUACCUAUUGAGAAGUGGCUUGGGUCUAUUUGUAACAUGCUAGUUUGAAAAAUUGGCACCAAAGAUAGAAAUGUAAUAAGGUAAAUUAACUUAGCAAAAAGGAGUUACUGUAUUUGGCUCAUAAAUUCUUACAGAUUCUUCCUUCAAGGAUUUUCUUUUCAGGAUAGUUAACUUUACACCAAAGAAAUAUGGACAGAUUGUUUUAGCACUAUCAUAGUUAAUGGUAAGCCAUGAUUAACCCUUCAGAAGAAUGACUCUGGAUGAAUUCUGUGCUUCCCAAUCUCCUUAAGGUACCAAACCAAGAAGCUUGUGGGUGCCUCUUUCACUUGCAGAUUUUUAAAUAGUCAGGUGGUUAUACAGAUUCUUGUAUUUUUUGUUUUGGAGACAGCUUAAUUGCUGCCUAGGUAAGGUCUCAGUUUUCACAAGUUCAUUGAACAGAUGAAGUCAUUGCUGUUCAUACAAUUUCAUAUGCAAACAAAGAAUGCUUUACACAUUUUAAGUAUUGAAAGUCCUUUCUGUUAAGAGUUACCUGCACAGGAAAGUAAUUCACUGGAUUAUUUACUGCAAAGAAAAUUGCCCUUCUACAUGUGGCAAUUUAUCCCAGUAUGUAGAACUGGAUUCCACUAUCAAAGGACAUUUAUAGAAAUAAUAGCUUUAGAUUUUAAUAUCUGUUCAAAGAGUGACAUGCAAUAUGCAAAAUAAAAUUUAAGUUGACUUCAUGGAAAAUCUCCUGCAUGAAUUUGGAUUUUUUUCCACAGGACCAACAUGGCUGUAAUUAUUUUAUUGUAAUUUUACAAUACAUUUACCAACAGCUUGCCCAGGUGUAUGAGACAUCACACUGAAAUGUGUUUUUAUGGCACUUGUAGCAGCCAGAUCUAUGCCAGCAAUUAAGGGGAAGUAGUAUUAACAGUAUGUAACUGAAAUGUAAUGUUGUAAUGAUUGCUCAGAUGCAAAAGACCCUACCAAAACAUCUUGAAGGUUGGACAGUAUUUUUUCCGCAUGCAAAAAUAUUUAUGCAUUAAAUGAUCUACUUUAUUUAUCUCUUAAAAUAUCUCUGGCAGAUUGGAUCAAUCUUUGUUACUCUGCAGCAGCUGUUCAUUAAAGAAAGUGUACAGUAUCACAGAUGUCA
Messenger RNA from Protobothrops mucrosquamatus (brown spotted pit viper), 2356 nucleotides. RefSeq names its product transmembrane protein 9 (gene TMEM9). Bases 192 to 740 code for a protein of 182 amino acids. Lineage: Eukaryota; Metazoa; Chordata; Lepidosauria; Squamata; Viperidae. The record is from RefSeq and is a predicted model, not a curated record. The transcript is spliced from 6 exons. Gene Ontology annotation, cellular component: lysosomal membrane.